AUGGCGGCAGCAACAAAGGAAGAGGACGGUCACCAUCCCGAGGCCGUCACGGCCGAGAGCAAGAAUAACGCCGUCAACAAUGCUCAGGAUCUCGCCUCCCAGCAAAAGGUCACCCUGCUGGCCUGCCUCCUCGGUGCCACGGCUAGUGUCGGUGGCUUCAUCUUCGGUUACGUCUCCGGUCAGGUCUCCGGCUUCUUCCUCAUGGACGACUUCGGCAGGCGCUUCGGCGUCCUCGCCGACGACGGCACCUACGAGUUCUCGGCCGCCCGCCAGGGUACCAUCGUCGGUCUCAUGCCCAUCGGCGCCCUGAUCGGCGCCCUCAUCGCCGGUAAGCUGGCCGACGUCAUCGGUCGCCGGCUCUCCAUCUCCGUCACCGCCCUCUUCACCUGCGUCGGCACCGUCAUCGAGAUCUCGUCCUCGGACACGUGGGCCCAGUUCGCCGUCGGCCGCCUGGUCACCGGUCUCAGCAUCGGCGCCCUCUCCGUCGUCGUGCCCAUGUACCAGUCCGAGUCGGUCCCGGCCAUCAUCCGCGGCAUCGUCGUCUCGUCCUACCAGCUCCUCAUCACCCUCGGCAUCUGGACGGCCGAGAUGGUCAACUGGGGCACCGAGGGCAUGAGCGACAGCGGCUCCUGGAGGAUCCCCAACGGCCUCUCCUUCGCCUGGGCCCUGGCCCUGGGCGUCACCAUCCUGUUCCUGCCCGAGUCCCCCCGCUACGCCUACUCGCGCGGCAACACGGCCCAGGCCCGCACCGACAUCUCCAGGCUCUGCGGCCUGCCCGAGGACCACAUCGUCGUCCAGACCCAGAUCGACGAGCUCGAGGCCAAGGUGGCCGAGGAGAAGGCCAGCCUCGCCGGAUUCCGCUUCAUCGAGAUCUUCACCGGCCCCCGCAUGUUCUACCGCACCAUUCUCGGCAUCGUCCUCCAGGCCGGACAGCAGCUCACCGGCGCCAACUUCUUCUUCUACUUCGGCACCACCGUCCUCCAGUCCACCGGCAUCGAGAACUCGUACACCACCCAGCUCAUCCUCGGCUCCGUCAACGUCGUCUGCACCAUCGCCGGCAUGUGGAUCGUCCAGCGCUUCGGCCGCCGCAUCGUCCUCAUGGUCGGCGCCCUCUGGAUGAUGGGCUGCUUCUUCGUCUACGCCUUCGUCGGCCACUACGCCCUCGACGUUGACGACCCGGAGAGCACCCCCAAGGCCGGCUCCGCCCUCGUCACCUUCUCCUGCCUCGCCAUCGCCGCCUUUGCCGUCUCCUGGGGUCCCCUCGUCUGGGCCGUCAACGCCGAGCUCUACCCUCUCCGUUACCGUUCCACCGCCAUGGGUCUCGCCACCGCCUCCAACUGGCUGUUCAACUUCCUCAUCUCCUUCUUCACCCGCUUCAUCACCGACGCCAUCGACUACUUCUACGGUCUCGUCUUUGCCGUCUGCUGCGGUGCCCUCUUCUUCAUCGUCUUCUUCUGCGUCAUCGAGUCCAAGGAUCGCUCCCUCGAGGAGAUUGACCAGAUGUACAUGGACCGCAUCAACCCCAUCGGUUCCUCCAAGAUCCCCCCCGGUAGCAUCCACGUCCCCGGCCACUCUGGAGCCACCGAGUCUGCCGAGUCUGCUCAGGAGUAG
This is a messenger RNA of Geosmithia morbida, 1611 nucleotides long. Its product is annotated as MFS transporter, SP family, sugar:H+ symporter. The transcript is spliced from 2 exons. Gene Ontology annotation, molecular function: carbohydrate:proton symporter activity. The record is from RefSeq and is a predicted model, not a curated record. Bases 1 to 1611 code for a protein of 536 amino acids. Gene Ontology annotation, biological process: transmembrane transport; carbohydrate transport. Lineage: Eukaryota; Fungi; Ascomycota; Sordariomycetes; Hypocreales; Bionectriaceae. Gene Ontology annotation, cellular component: plasma membrane.